Molecule: messenger RNA, 1027 nt
Organism: Olea europaea var. sylvestris
Lineage: Eukaryota; Viridiplantae; Streptophyta; Magnoliopsida; Lamiales; Oleaceae
Product: protein NLP5-like
Exons: 4
Coding region: 2-1027 (341 amino acids)
Molecular function (GO): DNA-binding transcription factor activity
Source: RefSeq, a predicted model, not a curated record
GAUGAAGUAUAGUGCAGAGAUUGAAAGUGUAUGCAAAGCUCUCGAGGCUGUUGAUCUCAGGAGCUCUGAAGUUUCAAGUCUGCAGAACAUCAAGACAUGUGAUUUAUCUUAUCAAGCUGCAUUACCCGAAAUAUUGGAGGUUUUGAGAUCUGCUUGUGAAACACAUAGAUUGCCUUUGGCUCAGACAUGGGUGCCAUGCGUCCUACACGGCAAAUGGGGGAAUCGGCACUCGGAUGAGAACUUGCUCCAUUGUGUUUCCACUGUCGAUUCUGCUUGCUACAUAGCUGAUCCCAGUACUCGGGAUUUUUCUGAAGCUUGCUCUGAGCACCACUUGUUAAAAGGUCAAGGCAUUGUCGGUAGAGCAUUUACGACUAACCAACCUUGUUUCUCAUCUGAUGUAACUUCUUAUAGUAAGACUGAGUAUCCUCUUUCUCAUCAUGCAAAGAUUUUUGGUCUUUGUGCUGCUGUUGCUAUACGUCUUCGGAGUAUCUGUACUGGUUCGUCUGACUUUGUUUUGGAGUUCUUUUUGCCUAAGGAUUGUAGGGAUCCUGAAGGACAAAAGGAAAUUCUCACUUUGCUGUCUAAUGUUAUACAAAAAGUUUGCCGCACCUUACGAGUUGUUAUGGAAGAAGAGUUGCAGGACGAAUCUAUUUCUCCAAUUUAUGAAGUUGCAAAUCCUCCAGUAACUAGAUCUAGUGAAGAAACUCCACAGGUGGACCAAAUGCAUUCUCUGAGACCUUCUCAUGAUAUAAUAUCCUGGAAUGGAAAACCAAGAGAGAUCCUAGAUGAAAUAUUGUCACGGUUCAGUCGAGAUCAACCGGAUUCUAGUUCAAGAGCGGGUUUUGCCUUUGAUGAUAGCUCACCGAGCACAAGUAAACCUGGAGAGCGAAGACGGAAAAAAGCUGAGAAAACUAUUACCUUGCAAGUUCUUCGGCAAUACUUUGCUGGGAGCCUGAAUGAUGCCGCAAAACAAUCGACACAUGUUAAGGUUGAUGGAGUGCCAUCAGCCAUCAUAACAGACAGAUAA